This is a messenger RNA of Gamsiella multidivaricata, 1339 nucleotides long. RefSeq lists its product as uncharacterized. The transcript is spliced from 10 exons. Bases 84 to 1250 code for a protein of 388 amino acids. The record is from RefSeq and is a predicted model, not a curated record. Gene Ontology annotation, cellular component: BRISC complex; BRCA1-A complex. Gene Ontology annotation, biological process: double-strand break repair. Lineage: Eukaryota; Fungi; Mortierellomycota; Mortierellomycetes; Mortierellales; Mortierellaceae.
CAUUCAAGCAGCCACACGCUUUCAUUCAUUUUGUUCGGUCUGCCGCUUAGAAUCCUUGUAGAACCAGGGACUGGAACCAUAUCAUGUCGCUCUAUAUAACCGCCAAGGGCUCGCCUUACAACAGGAGCCACUAUCUGAACCAAUCCUUGCACCACCUCGCCGAACAGUAUGGUAUGACUCUAUUCUCAGUCAAGGACGUCAACCUGAGCUGCUCGCAGACAGUCUUCAACCCAGACGGAAACCCUAUCGCAGACAUCCUUGAGAUCACAAUGCGCGCGAGUACCAUUGGGAGCAAAACUGUUGACUUACAAUUCUUCUAUGAUCCAUACGAUUGGUCCUUCCCACCCGACUUGAUUAUCCAUGGGCUAUCCACCAAUCCCUCCUUAAGUGACCUUGGCUUGGACGACUCGUGGGACCAUGAGGACCCUGCAAACCUGAGCAGAGUGCUGGGCAAACUAUCACGGAUGAUGCAGCACGGCGAACGACAGAGAGUAGCACUGUGCGACAAUGAACGGAUACAAGUCGAAUACAGCUGCCUGCAUGACAUGGAGGAAAUGGACUGCUGCUUGAUACCUGGAAUGGAUGGACCAACAAAGGUUUUGUUUGCAGUGCCUUUCCAUAUUGCAUAUCAUAGCAAUGGAAAGAAACGCAGGACCAAAGUUGUCGCCAAAAUCCAGUUCCUGAUCAGCUCCUUGGUCCCGAACGAUAUCACGGCUGCUCAGAGUAAACUCGAAGUACUGUCAUCAUUCGAGUACCCAGAGCUCAUCCAAUCAGUAUCGGAAAUUAGCAAAGAGGAGCCGAUUACGGCUUAUAUUGAAAGAGUUACAAAGAGAGUAACGGACCAUUUCGAAAGGCAAGGACGAAGCAGACAGCUGAAGAAAGAGUUUAUCGAGACCAUCACGACUACUUUUAAACCGCAACUCUUAGAGUGCGACCUUACGAACUACAGUUACGCUGCGUUCUUGUUUACGGUGCCAAAAGAGAAAAUGCAAGCAUCGGCGGUCGUGACAUUUUUUGUUUCUGAUAGCUUUCCUGAUGAGUAUCCAAAGAUGACGAUGACGGCACCGGUUAUGCCAGGCGACUCUUACACGGCAACACCACCUCCAGAGGCGAUACCCAUCAAACGGUACAGUCCUCGGUGGGGCGCCGACAGGAUUGUCACAGAAAUUUGGGAGCAAUUGUGGGACGACAUCCCUCGCUUCCACACCAAGUUGUUGCAUAUGGCAUCAAGCCAAACGACUCUCGUCUAGGUGUAGAAGAAUAUCGUCGUCAUCCUUUGCACAUCAUUGCAGUAAUACGACCCUCUCUUCAAAUAAAAUCAAUGAUGUGGAAAACCCUG